Sitodiplosis mosellana (orange wheat blossom midge) is the source of this 2001-nucleotide messenger RNA. Its product is annotated as RYamide receptor-like. Bases 1 to 714 code for a protein of 237 amino acids. Gene Ontology annotation, biological process: neuropeptide signaling pathway. The record is from RefSeq and is a predicted model, not a curated record. The transcript is spliced from 6 exons. Gene Ontology annotation, molecular function: neuropeptide receptor activity. NCBI's taxonomy places the organism in Eukaryota, Metazoa, Arthropoda, Insecta, Diptera, Cecidomyiidae. Gene Ontology annotation, cellular component: membrane.
AUGGAAAAACAUGCAAAAUACAUCAUUUGUGUGGUGUGGGCAAUAGCACUGCUGACAGCUCUUCCAAUUCCGCUGGUGUCACGCUUGGGUCAACCGGAACAGUGGUACAUACAAUGCGACAAAUACGUGUGCGAAGAACAUUGGCCGAAGCCACUGUAUAAUUAUUAUUAUACAAUUGCCUUACUAGUUUUACAAUUUGUCAUUCCAUUGUUGGUGCUAAUAUUCACGUACACUCGGAUUGCAUUUGCCGUAUGGGGUAAAAAGCCGCCCGGAGAAGCGGAAAAUUCACGCGAUCAACGUAUGGCCAAAUCCAAACGAAAGAUGAUUAAGAUGAUGGUCACUAUUGUAAUCGUCUUCUCUACAUGUUGGCUGCCGUUUAAUGUUUUAGUGAUUUUGCUGCACAACACUGCACUAAUGCAAUGGGAGUUCAUCAUCUACGUAUGGUUCAUAUUCCAUUGGCUGGCUAUGUCACAUUGUUGCUACAAUCCCAUUAUCUAUUGCUAUAUGAAUGCACGGUUUCGCAUUGGCUUCCUGCAAAUACUUUAUUUCGUUCCUGGAAUUCGACGAUGCUGCUGUAUCAACGCCUAUACACGUGAUCGUUCCACAAGCCUACGGACUGGAAUCGCUUUAACGGGAAUUGAUGAGUCUGGCCACCUUCAUCGCGUUAACACGUCAACAACGUUCAUUAGCACCCGAAGAAAGACGAAUAUUUGAUGUAAUGACGAGAAUCGACAACAAGCUCAGAAAAAUAAGAGGAACUUAGUAUGUGAUCUAUAAAAAAAAAUGAAUCGUUAUAGCCAUUUAGUUUCAAUGUGUUAAUUUACCUCUGCGUCUGUGUUCAAACAAGAAGAAAAAAAUAAAAAAAAUUAUAGUAAGAUUUCACACACACAAACAUAGUAACAGUGACAAAAAAAGAACUAUCGCCACAAAAGCGACCGAGCGAGAGAGAUUUAUACAAAAUGAAACAAAAAUCAUGUUGAAUUUGGCACAUUUAAGAAGGUUUGUCAGCUGUUUUUGAGCGAAAUACUUAGCGGAAACGAUACAGUUUAGCGAUUCGAAUUGGAGUGGAAAAACCAGUUUUUCAAAGUGAGAGAGAUAUAAAAACGGUGUUCUUUUUUAUUACCAUUAAACUGCAUCAUUAAAAAAUAUGUAGUGCAAUGGAAAAUGUUAAGUGUUCCGGCAAAACUCGAUUCAAGUUGACGGUCAAAAUCAAAUGGUGUGUAUUAUGCAGAGCAAAUUUAAUUUCGAUGUGUGAAGAAAAUUAAGCUCGUGCACUGAGAAAAAAAAGAACUACAGCAAAAAAAAAUCAGCAAACCAACAGAUGAAAUACACUGGAACUCAAUUGAAAUUGUGAAAUAUUUGGCGAUUUGAGAGCUGCGAAAGUUGAGAAAAAAAUAUAUAUACAAAAUAAAGAUGGGAAAGCAAUUUGGCCGCAAAAACACAGAAUACCGUGAAAAUCGAUAGUCGACGCGAACAUCGUCGUUAUGCACAUCGACUAUAUUUCAUUCAACGUUUAAAUUCACCGUGUUAAAUUGGCCCAUUGAAUUUCAUUGGAAUUCAAACAUACACAAUGUUUCGUUAGUUGUUAUUUGAUUAUUAUUAUUUUUUGCUUUUUCUCUCCUUUCGGACAACUAUCUAAUUGCAUAAGCCCCCGUAAAGGCGCCAAAUAAUCUAACCGCUUGAAAUACCCGUUGUGCAUACAAUUUUAUAAAAUGAAGAGAGAAUGACGCAUCUAUUCAAUAAAGCAUUUGUUAACAAUUAAUGUGUUUUAGGCUAAAGUCUUAAAAAAGAGAACGUAUUUCUCCUGGUCGAAGGAAUCGAAUUACGACAUAAAAUAUGAAACACGCAACACAUGGAGGCACUCUUUUUUUUAGAUAGGUGUUUUUUUUCGGUAUCUUAUACUUACAUCUUAUAUCUGGUUUUGUUUUUUGGUUUGUCUUUAUCGCAUUCAAUCUUUACCGUUUUUUUCCUUCUGACCAUUCAAUCUAACUAACUAACAAU